Messenger RNA from Purpureocillium lilacinum, 645 nucleotides. RefSeq lists its product as uncharacterized. Lineage: Eukaryota; Fungi; Ascomycota; Sordariomycetes; Hypocreales; Ophiocordycipitaceae. The record is from RefSeq and is a predicted model, not a curated record.
AUGGCCUCCUCUACGGGUACCACGUCGCUCUCCGAGAUCCCCACGGUCGCUCAGCUUUAUGAAUCCUCCGCGCUCCGCCCUUCGCCCAGGCCUCUUGCCCACCCCUCGGCAGCCGCAAACGCCGGCGUCGGCCUCAUCCGCGGCGACAUCACUAAACUCCAGCUCGACGCCAUUGUCAACGCGGCGAACGAAUCCCUUCUUGGCGGCGGCGGUGUCGACGGCGCCAUCCACCGCGCCGCUGGCAAAGGCCUCCUUGCCGAGUGCAAAGGCCUCGGCGGCUGUCCCACUGGUCAAGCUAGGAUCACGAGGGGGCACGAUCUCCCUGCCAAGUGUGUCAUCCACACUGUCGGCCCCGUGUACAACUGUGGAAACCCUCAGGAGAGCGAGCGACUUCUCCGAAGUUGCUACGAGGAAUCGUUGAAAUUGGCCGUCGUGAGUGGCGUCAAGACUCUUGCAUUCUCCGGCAUCAGCACUGGAGUCUAUGGUUACCCAAGCCUGGAGGCUGCUCAUGUGGCAUGCGAGACGGUCCGCAACUUUCUGGACAGGGACAGCAACAGUAUUGAGAGAGUCGUCUUUGUCACCUUCGAGGCGAAGGACGUCGCUGCGUACAACGAGGUGCUUCCGGAGUACUUCCCCGAGGCAUGA